UCCCAGCAGGUGGUGGUGAGGAUGCACCAUGCGAGUAGGGUUCGAGGCCUGGAGACUCAACUGGUGUGGGCCAUCUCCAAGGAGACACACAGACUUAGUCCAGAGGGCAUCCCCUACUGUGCCACCAAGGUGCAGUCCAUCUCUUGGAUCCAGUAUGUGGCUGGCAGGGUGACCCAGUAUGCGUCUCACCUCCGCCACGAGACGUCUGUGGCCGUGACGCAUGGCUGCUACCAGCAAACUGAUGUCUCGGUGGUGUACGCCACUCUCCACAUGGGGCUGGAUGGGCUGCUCUCCUCCUCGGCGUGGUCGGAGGCUGCCUCCGUCUCUACGCCCACCACUCAGCAGUUCACUGAGCCAGAGCCUGAGGGCCACAACUGCUAUGAGGGCUGGGAGGAGGACCUGCUGCCUGAGGAGAGGGAGGUUCCUCUGCUAAACCUCUACCUUACCACCAAGAGAGUGGAGGACAUCGGCCUGAGGCUCGUCUCCCUGCGCCAGGCCUUUACUACCCUGCUCGGUUCCACCCUGAGUAGGAACCAUCUGUUUGUGGCGGGAAAGGUCCUACUGGGCGCACUGGUUCAGGUCCACCAGAUGGACGAGGCCGAAUUCAUCCGUGCCUAUAACGACUUUGUGGACUACCUGAGUGACCCCUCCAAGCAGAUUGACAUUGAGAGGGAGCUGGCUGAGGCAAAUAUCCAUCAUGUUAACCUGAUAGAUGUCCUUUUUGAGCUGGUGCUGUUUCGGAUGAUGACAGCUCAGAAAUCCCUGAUGGUGCAACCUGGUGGGUUCAUGGAGCGUCUGUACGCUCUCCUGUACUCCUUCCUGCCCACUGUUGCCAGCAUUGAGCCAAAGGCUGAGAGAUACCUGUUGCUGCUCAAUGGCGGGCUGAUGGCUCUGCUAGAUGACAUGUUUGGGCAGCAGCUGGCCUGGUAUUUUAACCGAGAGUCUCUGGUCACUGAGCUCUCCAGUCUCCUGAGUACCACCUCGAGAUUCUUGUCACACUUUGCCACCUAA
Molecule: messenger RNA, 1011 nt
Organism: Coregonus clupeaformis (lake whitefish)
Lineage: Eukaryota; Metazoa; Chordata; Actinopteri; Salmoniformes; Salmonidae
Exons: 12
Coding region: 22-1011 (329 amino acids)
Biological process (GO): mitochondrial fusion
Source: RefSeq, a predicted model, not a curated record